CGGUGAGUCGAGUAGGGCCAUGGCGCAGGCGCAGAGGCCGUACCGUAAAUAUCGACAGCUACGCAACUGCGUGGUAGCGUUGCUCAGGCGCCGUUUGCCGAUCGUCAGCUGGCUUCCAGACUACAACAGUCAUAAAUUCGUUGGGGACGCCAUCGCCGGUAUCACCGUCGGCCUCACAGUCAUGCCCCAGGGGCUUGCCUACGCCACCCUUGCCGGACUUGAGCCCCAGUACGGACUGUAUUCGGCGUUUGUCGGGGCUCUCAUCUACGUGAUCUUCGGCUCAUGCAAGGAUAUCACCAUUGGACCGACAGCCCUCAUGGCCCUCAUGACCAAUCAGUAUGUCCAGGGCCGGAGCGUCGAUUUCGCCAUUCUUCUCACGUUCCUAUCAGGCUGCAUGCAACUCCUCAUGGCUGCCCUCAGACUAGGUGUGCUGGUGGACUUCAUUUCGAUACCGGUCACGGUGGGUUUUACCUCGGCGACGUCCGUUAUAAUUGUCGCCUCCCAACUAAAGGGCCUUCUUGGCCUACGGAUCUCACCAACUGGAUUCAUGGACACCCUGAGACAAGUCGUACGCCAUAUCGACGAGACCAACCCUUGGGACGCUGGCAUGAGCUUCACCUGCAUCGUUUUGUUGUUGCUGUUAAGGAGGUUGAAGGAUGUGAGCCUGUGCAAGGCCGGAGAAAAGCCAACGCGCCGCCAAUGGAUUCUGACCAAGAUCCUUUGGCUCCUGGCUACCGCCCGUAAUGCAAUCGUCGUUGUUGUUAGCUCGAGCAUCGCUUACAAACUCAACAACUUGAGCUUCGGUUGUCCAUUCGUACUUACGGGACCAGUGAGGCCCGGGCUGCCGAACUUCGGACCUCCACCCUUCUCUACCCGGGUGAACAAUCGUACCCUGGGACUGACAGAGAUGUGCGCGGAGCUCGGACUAUCGAUCAUCCUUGUGCCGAUAAUCGGUGUGCUUGGAAACGUGGCCAUCGCCAAGGCCUUCGCCUCUGGCAACCAAGUGGAUGCAACUCAGGAGCUUAUAACCCUCGGCAUCUGCAACGUCCUGGGCUCGUGCGCCAGCUCCAUGCCGGUUACCGGUUCCUUCAGUCGCUCCGCGGUCAACCACGCGAGCGGCGUCAAGACGCCCAUGAGCGGAUUAUACACUGGCCUUCUUAUAUUACUCGCCCUCACGCUUCUCACGCCCUACUUCUACUUCAUACCCAAAGCGUCUUUGGCAGCUGUAAUAAUAUGUGCUGUUAUAUAUAUGAUCGAGUACGAAGUUGUGAAGCUCAUGUGGAAGUCGAGCAAGAAGGAUCUGAUACCCAUGUUCGCCACAUUUCUGCUGUGUCUCGUUAUAGGCGUGGAAUAUGGAAUUGUCGCCGGUGUCGGGAUAAAUUUGAUAUUUUUACUUUAUCCGUCGGCUCGACCGCAAGUCCACGUCGAAAAGUAUUUCACCGACUCUGGUGCUGAGUAUCUGAUGGUAACACCUGGGAACAGUCUCUAUUUCCCUGCGGUAGAUUUCAUUAAGCAAUCCGUCGGUAAUGCCGGUAUCACCGAAGGAUCUAGCCAAGUGCCGGUUGUUGUCGACUGCAGAUAUGUCCUUGGGGCCGACUUCACCGCCGCUAAAGGAAUCGCUGCUCUAAUAAGCGAAUUUGACAACCGUAAACAGGGCUUGUACUUCUACAAUCCCAGAUCAGAUGUCGUCGCGGUCCUUAAAGGAGCCUGCGGGGAAGACUUUCAAUACGUUUCCACCCACGAGGAACUCUCCUACCUUCUCCAUACCACAAGAGAGAAGUCGUCGCAUCAGUUGCUGGAGAUACAUCGCGAUCGAGACGAGCCGCUUAUCAGUAUCCAGGAGCUGACGCACCGAGUUGUGCACACGUCGUGCCAGGACCUGAGCGAGGUGAAAAUGACGCUCUUGCAGGCGAGCGGAAGCUGAUGGAACCCCGUAAUGCCGAGGACGUAAAGACUCCGAUAAACUAAACGAGUGAAAAUGGAGAAAAAUAGCCAUUAAGAUUAAUUCUCGUGUGCUAUGGGCAUUGUUUAUCGACACUUUUACGUAACGUAGACCUCUCACGGAUGAAUUUUAAAAUCAGUAUUUUUUUCUUUUUCUAUCGUAGUACCAAUC
Messenger RNA from Ceratosolen solmsi marchali, 2113 nucleotides. RefSeq names its product sodium-independent sulfate anion transporter. Gene Ontology annotation, biological process: transmembrane transport. Gene Ontology annotation, cellular component: membrane. NCBI's taxonomy places the organism in Eukaryota, Metazoa, Arthropoda, Insecta, Hymenoptera, Agaonidae. The record is from RefSeq and is a predicted model, not a curated record. The coding region runs from base 20 to 1924 and encodes 634 amino acids. The transcript has 9 exons.